AGCGUCGCCUCAGGGGGCUCCUCAGGAGGCGCGAGACCCCCCGCCGCGCCAACGGCCGCCGCCAACGGCCGCCGCGAGCCGCCGCCAACGGCUCAGAUGAAGUGGAUCCAGGCGGUGCUGUCGGGGUCCCCCGGGAGGCAGGCGGCGGCGGCGCGGGGCCGGCUCCGCAGCCGGUAGUUCGCCCCCUCGUUGUUGUCCCAGUACUCGGCGCCGGCGACGCGGUAGCGCACGGCGAACUCGAGCGAGGCCUCGGCGGCGGCGGCGGCGCCCAGCGGCAGGUGGAAGGAGAAGCGGUCGGUGAGGCCGUCCGCCGGCCCCGAGGGCUGGUUGAGGACGCGCACGGCGCCGCGCAGCCCCGCCGGCUCGGCGCGCACCCACUCCAGCCUCACCUUGUGCUGCCGCACCCGCUCCGCGAAGCCGGGGCUGGCGCCGGGCUGCGGCGGGAAGAGCGGCUCCAGCGUCGGCGUCGGCGGCCCGAACAGCACCGGCUCCAGGUCGCCCAGCGCCGGCGGCUUCCUGGUCUUGAGGAGGUCGGCGGGGCGCGGCGGCGGCGCGGGCGGCGGCACCCGCGGCAGGUCGGCCUCGCAGAAGUGGCGCACCGAGGUGCAAGGUUGGGGUAAAACUGCUCCAUUUGCCUGCUUUCAGCUGCAAAAACAAGCCAAGAAAUCAAAGGCAAAUGAAACCAUCAACAACUGCCUGUUUUGCUCAGACAUGUUGCAAUCUAUUGACAACAGCUUAAGCCAAGAAGUCAAGACUAGAAGAAAUCAGUCAAAAUAUGAUGGCAAGUUAAGUGUAGAUGCAAUAGUUGAAUCAACUUCAGAAAAGGAAGAGAUUUCAACCUGUUCUAGUAAGUCUAACUGUUAUCCUACAGCAGACGGCAUUAAAACAGAAAUAUAUCACAGCAAGUUACACUCUACUCAAACAUCCCAAGGUGAAAAGAAGAGCGUGCCAAUAAAGGAAUACUGUAUGUGGAACCCAGAAGAUGUGAAAAAUCCAGAAGCUUUGAGGUGUAAAGAGAUGAAACCCCAGGGGCUUAAUAUGCUCAAUCCAAAUGGCUCUGGAUCUUUGACUUCAAAGUCUUUACUACUAUUUCCACCUGUGAAAGAUGCCACUCCCAAUGGUACUUCAGACACUGCUUGGAAGAAUAAGACCAUUAUCUCUCAGAAAAUGCUCAAUGGUACUUCAGUUGAGAUUGCUUCCUAUAAUCAGGAUGCUAAAGCUGCAGAACAGAAGGGUAAAAAAGGAACUGAUGUCAUCAAUGAUCAAGCAAAGAAAAAAAUAGAACUUCACAAACCAUCAUUAUUUGUGCCAAGCCACACGGAAGUCUCAAUCCUGCAAGAAGAUCCUGAGCAGUCACACUGGCAUUGUGCUCUUGCAGCAAACAAAAAUAUUGCAACCAUUUCUAAUCAUACGGCUUUGGAAAAGAACGCUCAUCCUGCCUGUAAGCAGCUUCCACAUACAGAAGGAAUACAACACACAAAACAUUAUGAUAUCCAAAGCUCUUUAACCAACAAUGUCAGGAACAGAUAUGUUGGGGUCAAGCAAGAGAAAGAAGAAAAAAUACAGGAGGUCCCACCACUUUCUGGACUAUUACCUUCCUUAAUGGCCAGCCAUGUUGCGAGAACUACACUGCCAUCUAGACUGACCUAACAUUUUUAUGUUGUAGUUUCGUGCCUUUUGUUUGCUUGCUUGCUGUACAGUGAAGGAAAAAAAAAAAAAAAAGAUUUCCUCGUGAGCAAUCUGGAGAUAUGUAGCUUCUGUAGAUGCUAUUAAUAGCAUUAUAAGCUGCUGAAUGCCAAUUACUUUCAUGUAGGUUUAGUUUCUUCUUGGUCAUUAGAUAGCCCAUUAGAGCCUUAAAUAGAUUAUUCUGGGGAUGAACUGCAACCUCUUCGUUCAGUUGCAGUCUGAAUAACUAGUGUAGUCUAGCAUGGUAUUUAGGUAUUUGAUCCCACUAAGCACUGGAGCAAUGCCUAACUUUAAGAACAUUCUUAAAUCCAUGCCUACUCAACAAGGUAUUUAAGAAUAUUCUUACCUUAAGCAGUGUCUAAAUCCUAUUGAACUUCACAUGCUUUUGCAUACGUUCUUUGCUAUUUUUGUACCUGAAAGAGAAAUAACCUGGAAAGCAAACAGUAGUGGGACUGGAAGUUAUUUACAAUUAUUUGUUCUCACUAGUUUUAAAUAGACUUAUUUUCUAAUCCUGGUAAUGUUUUAUUUGGUUGUUUCUGCUUAAUAGGCAUGUAGACCUUGUUUCAUCUCAUAGCAAAUAGUGGGAUUUCUAGAUCAAAUUCUGUUUUGUUUUUGUGUUAAACAUAACAGCUAUUAUUUGAUCUACAAAUCAAAGUAAAGUAACAGUCUUUCCAUACACAGACAGAUGCAACUGCAACUUACCCUUUCCCUCUUCUGAUGCCCUGAUGGAAAUUUGGAAGUAAUAGGGAAAGAUAAUACCAGUCCAAGACUCCCAAUAGCGUAACGUUUUUACUUUAAACCAGAGCUUUAGAUUCAGGAAUUCAUUGUCUUUUCAGAUUUAAUUCUUUAUUAAUAAAUACAUGCAUAAAAGUAAAGUUUUCAGCAUUUUUCUGGCAUCAAUUUAUUAACCAUUUAUUCAUCUUCAGGUAUCUGUAUGUCAGAGUUAAAGAACAAUCACCUUCUGGAGGCAUAGUGUAAGUUUUUUUUAAAAAGUUGUUAUUUCGAAUGGCUGAUUAUAUAUUUAUUCCUUUAAAAAAAAGAGAAGGAUGAUAGGGCUUCAUCUCUUCUCCCACUACUGGAGUGCAGUGACCUCUAGAGAAGCAUGUAGGAGCUGUGUAAAAGUGUUAAAUAAUGGUUCCAGUAGUUUGCAUUGUGUCUUAAUACAAAUUUUACUGAAAAUUGCUUAGGAUAUCUGGAAGUCUUCUGGAAUACUUAAGUUAUGUUGCAAGUCUUCUCUGCACAUACUGUGGCAUAUCAGCUUGAGGAGCAGAAUCUUGCACUGGAGGUUAGACCAGGGCUACCAUUUUUCUGGUGGUAAAUUCUAUUUUUCUAGAUACAGUAUCUCUGUAUUGGAGAGAAGAGUGCCACUUACUGCCCAGCUAACAAAAUAAACACCGAUGACAGAAAAAGCUCACAAGUGCUCCUAAAACUAUCGUCUUUCAUCUGUAUUUCUUUGCUUUUCUUGAAGAACAAAAGUUGAGUGUUUCAGUGUGAAAUUAGAUUUUUUUUGUAUCUGUCCGUUACUCUGUUCCAAGUCAAGAGAGAGAAUGCACAAUUCUAAAUUCCAAACUUUGUCCAAACAUAUAAUGAGAUUAUCCCACAAAAGGGAAACAGAACAUCACUUGAUUCACACCUUGACAGUGUAGUGGAACAUUGUUCCUCAAUGCUCUUUGUCAGUGAUUUGUUUUUUCCCAGUGUUUUUAUCCAGCUAGUAGCAACACCCUUUUCCGCAGUGACAUCCUCUAAUAUGCAAUCUUCUUCCCUUCUUUAUUCCUUUCCUUCUACCUCACUCUUCCCCCUGUCCUUGUCCACCCUGUGCUUUGGAUAUAAGAUACAUACUCCACAAGAGAAGGAUCCUUCACAAAUAGCCCCAGAAUAAGUAUCCAGGUGCGUAUGUACUUAUUUCCAGUCUCCAGUCCACUAGGUAGAAAAUUUAGAUGUAGAUGUGCCCAUGAGAUCGGCAACAAUUUCUAUAGCCUGGAAGGAGGAAAGGUGGUGUCUUCCAUUCAAACAACUGAAAAUAUUGCUGCUUCAGUGUGAAAACUGAAAAUGAACUGCUUUAUCACCUAAAAGCAAGCAAAGCCAAACACGUUCAUUAUAGUUACAAGUUGCAGCCAUUGCAGACAGACAGUACUUCUUUAAGACAACAGGAAAAAAAAUCGGAAUUCACAGGGAAAACCAUAAACUUUAUUUCCAUCUUUUUCAGUGUUUUAUACCAGAUAAAUCUUUUUCCUACAUUUUUUUUUAAUUUGUCAAAUCUGUUUUGAUUAGAAGGAAG
This is a messenger RNA of Rhea pennata, 3964 nucleotides long. RefSeq lists its product as uncharacterized. NCBI's taxonomy places the organism in Eukaryota, Metazoa, Chordata, Aves, Rheiformes, Rheidae. The record is from RefSeq and is a predicted model, not a curated record. The transcript has 3 exons. Bases 712 to 1650 code for a protein of 312 amino acids.